Messenger RNA from Exophiala xenobiotica, 1219 nucleotides. RefSeq lists its product as uncharacterized. Gene Ontology annotation, molecular function: misfolded protein binding; protein-folding chaperone binding. Gene Ontology annotation, cellular component: endoplasmic reticulum. The coding region runs from base 88 to 1179 and encodes 363 amino acids. NCBI's taxonomy places the organism in Eukaryota, Fungi, Ascomycota, Eurotiomycetes, Chaetothyriales, Herpotrichiellaceae. The transcript is spliced from 2 exons. The record is from RefSeq and is a predicted model, not a curated record.
CAUUCCUUUGCGCAGGUGCAUUCGUCUCCCUCUACAUGCUUCAUAUGUACUGGACGAUGCCAUUUCACGACAUCUCCACAAUCCAUCAUGGCCGAUAGCGUUGUGUCGCAAGCCUUCUCUCUGGUCGGGUGGACAUUUCUCCCUGCAUAUGCCACCGCAUUCUUACAGUCUCUCUAUUAUCGGCUGACUAUUCGCGCCGGACAACGACAUCCUCAACCAGGAGAGCCUCUUUUUGCCUACCAUAAUCGCCGGAUUCGCGUCUUUGUACUCUCGCUCUAUCUAGUCUAUACCCUUACCCAAGCUGUUUACGAUAUCAAACUGGCUGGUGAUUUCUACACUCUUCUAGGAGUAAACCCCUGGUCGACGGAAAGGGAGAUCAAGAGUCGGUUCAGAAAACUGGCAGCAAGGUACCACCCGGACAAACUACACGAGAAUGGGCAGGCAUUUCCAGGUGCGGACGUCGUUUUUGUUAAGUUCAAGCUCGCCCAUGAUACUAUUCUCGACCCAGCCAAACGGUUCGGCUAUGAUCGGUUCGGCCCUGGCAUUGUCCAGGUCCAUCAGCCUGGCUUGAAGACGAUCCGGGACUACGUGUAUGCUGGUUUACGCUCAAAGGUACCAGAAUAUCUUUCCAGUGCGGCGAUGCUGAUAAUCUUGAACUAUAUCUGGCUGCCGAGAUGGGGACAGUUCUGGCGAUAUUUUGCUGUAGCCUGUAUGGCCUUACUCGAGUUGUAUUUCCUGACUCACACAUGGGAUCCUCCAACGUUGGUCACGCUCUGGGUUUCCACGGCGUAUAAGCUGACGCCCCAACUACUGCCGCCACAUCUUCUUCCAUUCCAGAUCCUGGGACUGGCAAGGCGGAUGUCCAUGUCUCUAAACAUUUUCAUCUCGCAGUUAGCACCUCCGAUGGCAAGGAAUCCAGCGUUGAAAGAUCUGCAGAUGCAGCAGCAGGUUGCACAUCUAGCGCAAACUGCAAGCAGAUUGGAUACAGAGUCGGCCGAGUUGCUUCAGCUUGGUCUGAGUCCAUUCCGGGGAGACGCUGAGAAGUCAGAGAUGUUGAGGACAGGAAUGAAGGAGUCCCUGCUCUCAUCGGCUUUGCGGAACAACCCUGAAGUGAGGGAAGCGGUGCAGAGGGUGCUAGACAGAAGGAGACAUGGCCCGGUAGUGCAAGAGGCAGAUUGACAGUCGCUCUUGUAGUCCGAGAGCUUCGGAUCUGGACCGG